CUCGUCUCUCCCUCUGCCUCUGUCGACGAAGUAGAACCAAAUGAGGAAGUGUUGAUAUUUCUUCCACGUACCUGUCGCUACCUUUUGACAGCUUUUAGUAAGCCGUAUAAACUCCUUCAGAUUACGAUUCUAAUCGUAAGCAGGUGUGAUGGAGAGCGCAGAUCCCGGCCCAGCUGAUGGAGAAGAGCGAAUGACAGAAUUACGUCCGAGGACACGCUCCAAUCCGGAGGGAGCGGAGGACAGACGGAGUAGUAACGGUGGUCUGAACAGUCCUCCACCCACACAGCCUACUGUGGGAAGUCGAGUGGAGGGAGAAGGAGAAGCAGCCAGCACUGAUGGUCCUCCAGCUUCAACAUCCACCAUCACGACUGCUAUUCCCAACCCCAUCGCUGCUGCAGCUACAACCGCAACAAGCAGCAUGUCCAAUUCAGUGCCUGCUUCACUGGCCGCUGCCAAAGAAAGACCCAAACCAAGCCAGCCCUCACUGGCAUCACAGAUCCCUAUAGCAGCAGAACUCCAGCUGCGAGCACCAAGAGUCAAUUGCCCUGAGAAAGUGAUCAUCUGUUUGGAUUUGUCAGAAGAGAUGUGCCUACAAAAGCUGGAGUCCUUCAAUGGAUCCAAGACCAACGCCCUCAAUAUCUCCCAGAAGAUGAUUGAGAUGUUUGUGAGAACAAAGCACAAAAUAGACAAGAGACACGAGUUUGCCUUGGUGGUGGUCAAUGAUGAUGCCUUGUGGUUAUCAGGCUUCACCUCUGACCCACGGGAGUUGUGUAGCUGUUUGUAUGACCUCGAAACUAACGUCUGCGAAUCUUUCAACCUGGAGGAUCUUCUGAACGUAAUUCUCCAAAAGAUCGAACUUCCGCUGAUGGAAAACGUUCAGACGAUCCCACCACCGUUCGUGGUUCGUACUCUCCUCAUUUACAGUCGGCAGGCAGGUCAGCUGCAGUGUAACCCGUCUGAUGCCGUCAGCAAAAUGCUACGCUCUCCGUACUUCUUCUUUGAUGUCAUUUACCUUCAUAAUGGUGCUGACGAGCAGAUGGAUGACAGCAGCUGGAGGGACACGUAUGAAUCUUUCUCCAAGUUGGACUCGAAGGGGAUGUGCUACCGUUUUGAAGUAUCACUGUGUGGCCCAGCCAUCGAGCUGCAUAACUGCAUGGCCAAGCUUCUGUGUCACCCGUUGCAGAGACCCUUCCAGAGUCAUGCCUCCUACAGCCUGCUAGAGGGCGACGAGCCACCAGAGAUCGAAGCCACGGUGUAGAGCGUCGAUCACUAAGCCUGCUCCUGGAAAUCACACCGUAGAGCUCUGUUCUAACUCUGAUGUAACACUGCUGUAUCUGUAUAAUCAGUGUUCAUGAUGCACCAGAUCAGCAGUGUUGGAUUUGGGUUUGAACGUCGCGAGUACUGUAAAAAGGUUCAAGUAGAUCUCUAUGAACAGGAUUAAUGAAGGACUAGUUGACAAAGUGUCCUCUUCUAAGACUGUCUCCUAAGGAUGGAUGCUUUCUAUAUACGGGGGAAAGAAGAAGAAAGUGAAAUGUCUUUACAUAAGGACUGCUAUGGAUUUUUUUUUAGCUUUGAGAUGUUUAAGGGCAGGGCGAUUGCCUUUUUUUCACUGAUUCCACUCAUCUUUUUCUUUGCCUUCUAAUAUAGCCACUAUACAUAUAUAAUUUUUUUGUCUUAAUAUUGUCUGUUUCAUUUUAAAUAACAAACACACAAGCCUUUAGGCUAGAUUUGUGACUGGUGAUGAAUUGGAAGUACAAGACCUGUCCUCAUUUUUAAAUGUCAUGUGCGAAAAUGCAUUGAAAUGAAACGUGAUUUACGAAUGUGUAAAGAUGUACUGUCGAGUAAAGAUGUGGUUAAAUAAAUAAUAGAAAGUAAAGAAUGAAA
This is a messenger RNA of Tachysurus fulvidraco (yellow catfish), 1884 nucleotides long. RefSeq names its product BRISC and BRCA1 A complex member 1 (gene babam1). Gene Ontology annotation, cellular component: nuclear body; BRISC complex; BRCA1-A complex. Bases 149 to 1258 code for a protein of 369 amino acids. The transcript has 9 exons. The record is from RefSeq and is a predicted model, not a curated record. NCBI's taxonomy places the organism in Eukaryota, Metazoa, Chordata, Actinopteri, Siluriformes, Bagridae. Gene Ontology annotation, biological process: double-strand break repair; positive regulation of DNA repair; mitotic G2 DNA damage checkpoint signaling.